AUGGUCACUCAAGCCUCUUGGCCUCCAAUCUUGGUUGUAAAAUUUUUUUUUUUUUUUUUUUUUUUUUUUUUUUUUUUUUUUUUUUUAACAAUGAGUAAUGUCUUUAAAAUAUUAAACAGUUUCAUUUUUUCAUUUUAUUUAAUAAAAUUUUUUUUGAUGGGAUAUAAUUAUUUUAGAGAUGAUUUCGAAAAUGAAGAUGAAAAACCAAAUAAAGAUAUAAAAAAAGAAACAAAAAAAAUCAGUAAAAUUAGUGAUCUUUUAAAUUCAGAAAAUGACAAUGAAAAUGUAAUACCAUCACUAAAUCCCAACGUUUUUAAUAAAAUCUCUCCACUCCAACCAACUAAUACCUGGACUUUAAGUCCCCCCAUUUCAAAUGAAUCAAUAGAAUUUAAUAAUAAUAAUAAUAAUAAUAAUAAUAAUAAUAAUAAAAAUAACAACCAGCAAAAUCAAAAUCCAACCAACCAAACCGAUCAAUCAAAAAAUUUAUACUCUCCAUAUAAAAAAUAUAUAAAAAAACAAAAUAUAGAUAAUUUAGAAUUUCCUACCAAUCAAUUAAAUCAUAAUAUAAUUAAUACUACACCAAUUAAUAAUAAUAUUAACCAAAAUUUUAAUAAUAAUAAUAAUAAUAAAAACAUAACUAGCCAAAAUUCUACAAUUAGAAAUUAUAGAAGAAGUACUUCUCCAACAAACAAUUCAAAUGAUGUUCCACCAAAUUUAUAUAAUCAGAAUAUAACGACCAACAAUAAUUUACAGCAAAUUAAUACUAAUAGAAAAUCACCAGAAAAACCUUUAUUUAACCAAACUGAACUAAGCGAUGAUGUAUUAAACUCAAAACAAACCGAAAUUUAUAAUAAUAACAACACCGAAAUAUUUUCCAGAUAUCCAAGAAAGCUAAAGAAAAGGGUGUCUUGUGAAUACCACCACAAACGAUGCCAAGCCUGUCCUACUGAUUGCCCUGGUAGAAUCUCACACCCUCCUCGUCCCCAUCCACCAAUAAAAGAUAAAUUAACAAUUGGUUGUAGAUCUUGUAUGGAUUUUUUCAACCAUAUAGAAAACAUCAACAAAACCGAUUUAGGAAAUAAUAAUAUUGAAAAUAAUUCAUUAUUAAAUACCUCAACUAAUUUUAAUAUCAACAACAAUAUUUCCAAUAACAAUAAUAAUAAUAAUAAUAAUAACAAUAUAAAUAAUAAUAAUAAUAAUAAUACUACUACUACCACUACCACUACGAAUAAUAAUAUAAAUAAUAAUAAUAAUACUACCACUACCACUAUGAAUAAUAAUAAUAAUAAUAAUAAUAAUAAUAAUAAUAAUAAUAAUAAUAAUAAUAAUAAUAAUAAUAAUAAUAAUAAUAAUAAUAAUAAUAAUAAUAAUAAUAAUAAUAAUAAUAAUAAUAAUAAUAAUAAUUUUCAUAAUAAUAAUAAUAACCAAUGCAAUUGUAUCAAUUGUUUAAAAAAUAAAAACUACUCAGCUCAAACUAAUAUUAACAAUUCAACCACUGUUCAAUUUGAUGAGAAUUUAUCAUCUAAUCAAAGUAAUUCAUUAUCCCAAUAUAGUGAUGGAAAUAUUGGUCCUUCAAGUCCUCGAUCAAUCAAUAAUUCUCAAAAUGAAAACCAAGAAAGCAAUAUUCCUUUUAGUUUCAAUAGAAUCAACUCUCCAAUUUCAACUACUACUAACCUUGAACCGUGUAGGAUGCCUAUGUGUAUAGUUUGUAAAAAUGGGGCGCCACCUUCAUUUUCUUAUGUGAAACCAUAUUGGGCUCACAUAAUUUAUUUAGCAUUGUUUGCAUUAAACAAAACAUCAGACUAUUUAGAAAGUACAACUAAUUCUGAAAACCAAAAUUUUUGUGUUAGAUCAAAUGGAAAUAGAUUUUUUAAACUUCAAAGUAUUUUCAAAUUUGUAGAGGUUCAUUGGGACAUCAUUUGUUUUAAGGAUAAAGAUUCAAAUUGGAAAAAAAAAAUUGGUAUGACUCUUUCCCAUUAUCCACAAUUAUUUGAAAAUGGUUUAUCAAGUUUCCAAAUCUCUGGAUAUUGGGCUCUAAAAAGUUCAAAUUUAAAUCCAUAUUCCAUUAAUUUUAUAAAUAAUUUUAAUUGA
Messenger RNA from Dictyostelium discoideum AX4, 2091 nucleotides. RefSeq lists its product as hypothetical. The record is from RefSeq and is a predicted model, not a curated record. Gene Ontology annotation, biological process: chromatin remodeling. NCBI's taxonomy places the organism in Eukaryota, Evosea, Eumycetozoa, Dictyosteliales, Dictyosteliaceae. Bases 1 to 2091 code for a protein of 696 amino acids. The transcript is spliced from 4 exons.